Messenger RNA from Synchiropus splendidus (mandarinfish), 1241 nucleotides. It is a transcript of the gene il20rb, whose product is annotated as cytokine receptor family member B16. Gene Ontology annotation, molecular function: interleukin-20 binding. The record is from RefSeq and is a predicted model, not a curated record. The coding region runs from base 1 to 969 and encodes 322 amino acids. The transcript has 7 exons. NCBI's taxonomy places the organism in Eukaryota, Metazoa, Chordata, Actinopteri, Syngnathiformes, Callionymidae.
AUGACUCUGCUGCUGCUGCUGCUUCAUAUGAAUUUUGUUGCAGCGCCCGCGGACAUCCCGACUCUGGCACCGCCCACAAACGUCUCCAUCAUGUCUGUGAACAUGAGGCACACUCUGAGGUGGCGGCCCCUGCGUGAGCCUUGCAGCACCACUGUCCUUUACUCUGUCCAGUUUCAGGGGGAGUUCGAGCUCCUGGUUCUUAACGGCAGCUGGGUUGACGCACACGAGUGUCAGGUGACUGCCAGAACUCAGUGUGACCUGACCUUUGACCUCGGCUCUGACUCCGACUACAACCUGCGUGUGAAAGGCCGCUGCGGGCCGCUGCAGUCGGCCUGGGGUCAGCUGGACGCACCGUUCAACCGCAGACACACUCUUCUGACUCCUCCUGAAGUGACGACGACAACGGUGGGAGAUUUCCUCGUCCUGAAAUUCAGUCAACUUCCUCUCACAGGAAACGUCAUUGUCAUGAUGUGGAGACGUGGGGAGGAGCAGCAGGCAGAGGUCUUCACAGUCCCGGUGGAACAAAAGAAUCUUCACGUCCAGCUAAAGGACCAGAAGGUCCACUGUUUCCGCGUGCGGACAGUUCUGGGUGAACAGCUUCAUAGCAGCAACAGUGAGACCCGAUGUGUCUCCAUAAAAGGUCCAGAUUCGAUCUGGAAGGCUCUGACGGUGGUCACGGUAGCGACAUUGGUCACCGCUGCCCUCCUCUUUAUCAUCCUCUGGUCAGUCAUCCACUUCAAAUCCGGGUCCUGCUCAUGGUACUUCCACAAGGUGGUGCUGCCUAACUCUCUGCGAAAUGACUGGGACAUCAUUCCCCCAGAGGUCCAAGAGGAGGAGGAGCUCCGCAUCUCCAUGGUGACCACCAGUGACCCGAAGGACACCAAGGACUGGGAUUUACCUACAUCAGGGACAGGAGUUGCCUCCACAGGGGAACCACCUGGUCAGACGCUGUGGCACAGCCACACCUGAACUAAGCCAAGUGCCACAUCCAGAGUUUGUGACUGAAGGUGGUGGACCACCUGGUGAGGAGCACCAUCAGGUGGGUCCUGGACAUGACAAAGUCUGAGCUAGUCCACCACCACAGGAGACGGAUCACAGCAUGACGACCACAUCUGAACUUCCAGAACCAGGACUCAAUGGGAACGUUGAAUAUUGGGUUUAAACUUCAGGGUCACAUGUUCUGAGUCAGCUCCAUCAGACCGUGAGUUCGGCCCGAACUGUUUCAGAAAGGCACUAUCAGU